Molecule: messenger RNA, 4250 nt
Organism: Vespa mandarinia (Asian giant hornet)
Lineage: Eukaryota; Metazoa; Arthropoda; Insecta; Hymenoptera; Vespidae
Product: CCAAT/enhancer-binding protein
Biological process (GO): DNA-templated transcription; regulation of transcription by RNA polymerase II
Molecular function (GO): RNA polymerase II cis-regulatory region sequence-specific DNA binding; DNA-binding transcription factor activity, RNA polymerase II-specific
Source: RefSeq, a predicted model, not a curated record
CAAACCGUUCAGUCGCGCGCCAACUAUCGUGCGGGUGGGAUUGUUUUUUUGUCUUCCCAAGCUUUUGUUCUAUACACGUAUUUCUAUUUUAUCGCGAGUUCUAUAUAUACGUACACACACACAUACACACACACACACACAUAUAUAUAUAUGUAUAUGUAUAUAUAUAUAUAUAAAACGAUAGUAAUAUAAUCAGUAAUAGUAAUAGUAAUAGUUACUCGAGUGGUAGUAUUGGUAAUCAGUAGUAAUAAUAUUAGAAGAAGAAAGAAAAGAAGAAUCAAAAUAUCAAAACGGAACGUUCGAUAGAGAAAAUAUUCUAUUAACACGUUGGCGCGAGCGAAAAGCCCGCCAUUUCAAAUUGAAAGGAGUAGAGUUAAGAGAAGGAAGAGUAGGUAGAAGAGAAGGAAGAAGAGGAAGAAGAUUAAGAAUCGCGUUGAGAGAGUAGCCGCGCGCCAACGCGGCGACAUUGGCGUACUUCUCUCUGCUUAUCGCUCUCUCUCUCUCUCUUUCUCUCUCUUUCUCUCUCUCUCGCUCUAUCACUCUUUCACUCUCUAUUACUCCAAGUAUUUUUCAUCGGUGAUAACGUGCUAUACUAUAAUAAGCGCGCUUCUCAAGAGCGCCGAGUUUAUCUCUCAUACCGUUCUAUAAUAUCUGUGAUGUGCAAGUGAACGAUGGAAUCACCGGUCAUGUACGAUUCGGGGGCCCAUCAGGCCCAGGUGCAGGGGGCGGCCGAUCCGAAAAAGUCUCAGGUGCUGAACAACAACAAUAAUAACAACACUGCGAAUAAUAAUAACAACAACAAUAACAAUCAUCAAAACAACAACAAUUCUGCCUUACAAGUUAAUCACAAUCACAAUCACAAUCAACAGCAGCAGCAGCAGACUAGCUCGGUCGUGAGCAAGGUGUCGGGAAGCAAAGCGAGUUUGCAUCAACAAUACGCGGAACACUGUGCUGCGGCGGGCGAACUUACGGAUCUGAAUACUCCCGAGAUAUCGCUCGAUCUUCAGCAUCUAAUCGACGACAGUCAUUUCAACGACGGUCUCUUGGACAUGUUAGGUGCGAGCAAUGGUGCCGUAAAGCACGUUAGGACGACCGGCUACCCACGUACUACCCUAGCAUAUAUGCCCCAACCAGUUCACAGUGGGGCGAGUUAUCAUCAGGGAAGUAACAGCUGUAGCGAUAGCAACAGUUCGAGCUCGGAAUCACCUAGCAUUAAAGAGGAACCACUGGACCCAGCGGACUACCGGCGUCACUGCCCUCAAUAUCCACCAGCCGGUUACAGUCCUGUCACAAACGGUCCCUUCGCUAAUGGCGGUCCUACCUUCACAACGUUAACACCGAGCACCGUGCCCGGAGGACAUCCUGGUGCACCGGUUCACCAACCACCACCUAGAGCUGGACAAACCGCCGGCCAAACUGCCGGUGGACCUAUCAAACCGGUAAUGGCCCAUCAGCAUCAUGCGGCUGCUGCAGCAGCCGCAGCAGCAGCCGCCGUUGCCAGGAAACAGACCAAGGCCAUCGACAAGGCCAGCGACGAGUAUAGGAGACGACGGGAGAGAAACAACAUUGCCGUGAGAAAAAGUCGCGAAAAAGCGAAGGUACGCUCGCGUGAAACCGAGGAGAAGGUGAAACUCCUCGUCAAGGACAACGAUCUUCUCAAGAAAAGGAUCGAACUUCUGACCGAGGAACUCAACGUCUUACGUUCGCUCUUCAGCAGCGUCGGAGUCGUACCCGAGCAACUUCACCGUGAAAUCUCCAGGCAUCUCGAUCAAUUCCAACAGCACGCCGUCGGACCCAUGUAGCCCUCGCCGCUUGCAUCGAUGAGAGUCUACUAGCCGAGCCUAAGAAAAUAGAAAAAAGAGAGAAGGGGAAAGAACGAGAGAGACAGGGAGAGACAGAGAGAAAGAGAGAGUGUGAGAGAGAGAGAGCGAGAGCGAGAGUGAGAGAGAGAGAGAGAGAGAGAGAGAGGGAAGGGAAGGAGAAAGAAAGAUAAAUAGAAUAUUUUAUCGUUGACGAUGAACGCAAGUGCGACCAGCCACGAGGAAAACACACGUUCUACCACAUGACAUGUCGUUUAAAAUCUUUAGGAUCUUUCUAAAGCCGCCAUCUUUAAAAAGACGUCUCCUCUCUCUCUCUCUCUCUCUCUUUCUCUCUUUUUCCCUCUCUCUCUCUCUCUAUUUCUCUCUCUCUCUCUCUCUCUCUUUUUCUCUCAUUCUUUCUCUUUCUUUCUCCUUCUUUUUCUCCCAUUUUCUAAUUUCUUGCACUUCUCUUCUUAUUUUACGCUCUUUCGCGUCUACUUCAUUCUCAUUUUAUUAUUAUUUGUUUUUCCUUCUUUUUUCUACGAACUCUGCGUAAGACUGGGUGACUCGAACCGCGCGAUUGGUACGACGAACGCCGUCCACCGGAUGGAGAAUUGGGUGGAGGGGAGGCUAAUAAAGUAAUAAUAAUUAAAAUAAUAAUUAUAUAAUAAUAAUAAUAAUAAUAAAAUAAUAAAAUAAUAAUAAAAUAAUAAUAAUAAUGAAAUAAUAAUAAUAAUAAUAUUAAUAAUAAUAAUAAUAAUAAUAAUAAUAAUAAUAAUAUAAUAAUAAUAAUAAUAAUAAUAAUAAUAAUAAUAAUACGAGUUUAGACAAUAUAUCCGAACGCGAUUCCGCGCUUAUCGACCAUACAUCGGAUAUUUUCGGUCGUUAUUCUCUUUUUAUUAGAUACCGUUGAAUUAAACGAACUUAGAAUUUAUUAUUAUAUUUUAUUGCUCUCGUUACCAAGUACCUAAAGAAAGAAAGAAAGAAAGAAAGAAAAUAAAUACAACACGUAUGAAAUGAAGAAAAAAAAUAUAUAAAAAAAAAGAAAAAAAAAACAAAACAAAACGGCAUGCCGAGAUACCAUCAAUUACGAUUCGCAUUCUCUAUUUUGAUUGUUUCUUUUUUGUUCAUGCUCUCAUCGAACGGGUGAAUCGAAUCGUACUUUUCUUCUCGACUGGAUUGAAAAGUGCCACGGCCGUUCUCGCGAGAUUAGCUGAUAGAGAGAAAGAACGAGAGAGAGAGAGAGAGAGAGAGAGAGAGAGAGAGGAGAGAGAGAGAGAGAGAGAGAGAGAGAGAGAGAGAGGGAGAGAGAGAGAGAGAGAGAGAGACAGAAAUGUUACUCUCGCGGCGCGUUUACCGCGCGGGCCCGACCACUCUUCUACACGUCCCUUGUAUUAUAUAGCUCUUAUUAAUUUUAUUAUUAUUCGAAGAUGUAUAUACACACACAUAAAAGCUAAUAUAUUUUGUUAGAAUGAGAGCGAAAGAAUAAAUCUAUGAUUCUUGUGUGUGUGUGUGUGUGUGUGUGUCUGUGUAUAUGUCUGUGUGUAUCUGUGUUUUGUGUGUUCGUGGAAUGUACAAGGACGAAAAACGCGCAAGCAUAUGCGUCAAAAAACAAUUGUCUAAUUGAUGUAAAGUAAAUCGAACUUUAAUAUGGCAGAUUAAGAGUAUGCAUGAAUUAUUGUGUGUGUAUGUGUAUGCAAAAAAAGAAAGAAAGAAAGAGAGAAAGAGAAAGAGAGAGAAUUAUGUGGAGAAAAAUCGCGCAGACGUUACCUGGCUUCGGCCUAGCCGAUUCCUUAUAUUUUCAGUUACCAUGUAUAAUGUUAAAAAAAAAAAAAAGAAAAAACGCGUGAAGCGGGCUUCAUUUUAUGUUAUUUUUUUCUUCUUCUCUUAAAUCAUCGCGUUCUAUCGCGUAUACGAGAAGACGUCUGAAUCACGUUCUGUACAUCUCUACUACGUCGUGAGAGAUUCAGGAUAAAGAGAUGCGUCUCUCCGUUCCUCAAUGAGAUAUACACACAGACAAAUAUACACACAUGCAACACUGAGAAACAUGUAAUAUUUUGCGAAGAUGUUAUAAUAAUAUAUGUUAAUACACACAAACAUAUAUAUGUAUAUAUAUAUGUAUUAAUAUAUAUGUAUCUUAACAUAUAUAUAUAUAUAUAUAUAUAUAUAUAUAUAUAUAUAUAUACAUACAUAUAUAUGUAUGCUACAAAGAACAAAAGAAACCCAGAAUGUGUGAGAAACAACACGACGCAUAAAUGUUACAUACACACAUACACACGUAUUACACACGCAUCGAGAAAAAAAAAUUUUUUAACGCACACGAGCGCGCACGAGUGUGAAUGUCAUAUGUGCACGCGUGACUUGGCGUAUGACUGAUAUAUGUUAGUUACGAGAUUACCUGUCACGGUUGUCUUCUUGACUAUGCACAAAUAUAUUUUGAUAUAAAACAUA